UAAUUAAUUAAGUCGGAAGGAAAUAAAAGGAAAAAGGGUUGAAUACAAUACCAUUCGGCGAUCGAGAUCGAGAUCGAGAUCAAGAGAUGGCAAUGGAUAAAGGUGCGGUGUUUCUGGUGGCGUUGCCAAUAUUUUUGUUCUGUUCGGAUGUUUUCAAUCUUUUUGCUCCUUCUUCUUCAUCUGCUCCGGCCAAGUAUCAUCAUCCUCCGCCAUCAGCCUCCUUCCAACAACCGCCUCUUCAAUUCCCCACCCACCAGAAGAAAGGCGGAAUAGGGUUAGGAAACAGUGUGAAUAUCGAUUUCUGCGCUUCUUGUUCUUACAGAGGGAAUGCAGAGACAAUGAAGAACAUGUUGGAAUCCGCUUUUCCGGGACUCAAUGUUGUUUUAGCCAAUUAUCCACCCCCACUUCCAAAACGCUUGUUAGCCAAACUGGUACCAGUAGUCCAGUUUGGAGUCAUAGGGGUUGUAAUGGCUGGUGAGCAUAUUUUCCCAAGGUUGGGUUUUGCAGCACCACCUCCUUGGUAUUACUCAAUGCGUGCCAAUAGGUUUGGGACCAUUUCUUCUACUUGGCUUCUUGGAAAUUUCCUUCAAGGUUUUCUGCAGAGUUCUGGUGCUUUUGAAGUUUCAUGUAACGGUGAACCGGUUUACUCUAAGCUGAGGGAGAAAAGAUUCCCCGGGGAAAUCGAGUUGCGAGACCUUAUUGGCAACAAAAUUGCAAAUUCAAGAGUCUCAGAUGGGUUUUAAUGGAUCACUUUGGUCUGGAGUGCGCAUGUGGGUAUGAUCAACUGAUGUUUCAUGCUGUUUGUUUGCUUGUACCUUGUUAGCUUUAGAAAUGCCUACUUAAACUUAAAAGUCAUAAGCUGGUGUUGCUUUAUCUUAUUUGUGAUUCUGAACUAUACCAGCUAACAGAGCUAGUAUCAUUGUGGGGUAUCAGAUAGAAUCUAAAUAAGAACAUAUAUUUCACACAUUAGUUAAUGAGGGUCCAAUUUAGGUUUGUUCUCUUAA
Molecule: messenger RNA, 1004 nt
Organism: Erigeron canadensis
Lineage: Eukaryota; Viridiplantae; Streptophyta; Magnoliopsida; Asterales; Asteraceae
Product: selT-like protein
Exons: 4
Coding region: 87-743 (218 amino acids)
Biological process (GO): cell redox homeostasis
Cellular component (GO): endoplasmic reticulum membrane
Molecular function (GO): thioredoxin-disulfide reductase (NADPH) activity
Source: RefSeq, a predicted model, not a curated record